Messenger RNA from Suillus fuscotomentosus, 1399 nucleotides. RefSeq lists its product as uncharacterized. Lineage: Eukaryota; Fungi; Basidiomycota; Agaricomycetes; Boletales; Suillaceae. The record is from RefSeq and is a predicted model, not a curated record. The transcript is spliced from 7 exons. The coding region runs from base 187 to 1131 and encodes 314 amino acids.
CAAUUUUUAUGUCUCCCUAGCGGAAAUUUUAUCUUAGGUUCCCCAUAUAACCUUUGCAUCUCCCCUGCCCGUCCCUUGCGGCCAUUCACUCGUUGUCUCCAACAUCUUCCGAUAGGGCACAACCUGAACGCUCGAACAUCUAUUUCGUCUUAACCACCCUUCUUUGAAAGAUUUCGCCUUGAUGGAAUGAUGCUCUUGUGUGUGUGCUACGGCAUAUUUUUUAUCCUUACAGUGCAAGCCUGGAUUGCUCUCAUGCAACGGCCUCGAUACGGGGGGAAAAUAGCAGAUCAUCGUCACGUACUUCUUUUCUACGUCUUUAUUACGUUCGUAUUGGGAUCGAUAAGCUUUGGUAUAAACGCAAGGUAUACGGAGAUGAUCUGGAUUGAUCUUCGUAAUGCGCCUGGUGGCCCGCUCGCACUAAUUGAGAACUACAUGAGUUAUCGUAUCAACUUUGUAGCGCUUGCCAGUGGUCACCUCCAGGAGUGGUUCAUGCAAGCUCUGCUCCUCCACCGAUGUUUUUUGAUAUGGAAUUGGUCAAGAUGGGUGGUGGUCCCAAUGAUCUUACUCUAUGUUACUAUGAUCGCAUUCUCCAUUAUCGUCCUGGUCCAAGCGGGCAGUGGUGUCAGAUUUUACAACAUUACCAUGGAGAUUGCCUACCUCUGUGUCGAAGUAGGGCUCACCGUGAUCUAUACCGUUCUGGUGAUAAAUCGCUUGUUCGCCAUGCGAGGGCGUAUGCGGCAGGUCAUGGCCCAGUAUGAUUCAAGCACAUACAAUACCAUCGCCCUCAUGGUUAUCGAGUCCGCAGCACCAUACACUGUCUUCGCUAUUGUUUUUAUAGUUGCCUUCGCUAUGUAUUCUACCGGUCUCACCACUCUAUGUUUCCUGUCUAUCGGCAAAAUACAGGGCAUUGCCCAGUUGUUCAUCAUCAUUCGUGUUGCACAGGGGCGGGCAGUCACACGCGAGUGGUCGACCCGAACUCCCGCAAUACAUACAACCUUAGCAUUCUCAGGGACUGUAUCCGACUGCACAGAGGGGACCGACAAUGAACGAAUAGGAAAGCCAGAGCAGACCGUUCAGUUGCAUGCUGAUUCAGAGCAGGCGAUAGAAGUUACUGUGUCUGCGGUGACGUGACAAUUGUUGAUCUUUGAAGCAGCGAUAGCAUGGGACAGAUACCGGUAUUCAUUGCAGAAAUGAGAAGUUUCCUCUAUACUCCACAACAUCGUGAUCAUACACAUCGGACCAACCUCCAACUAUCACAGUUAUAGUCCCCCCCAGCUCUGUGCACGCUUCGCCCUAGUAUAUAUAGAGCUCAUACAACUCAUGAACAGUAUAUAGCCUGUUAUAGUAGAUAUGGUGUACUACUUAUAUAUGGUUGGCAUCCCGACUUGCCGCCCUUCUG